Pocillopora meandrina is the source of this 5384-nucleotide messenger RNA. The record is from the annotation of a GenBank genome assembly. NCBI's taxonomy places the organism in Eukaryota, Metazoa, Cnidaria, Anthozoa, Scleractinia, Pocilloporidae.
CAGAUUGAAGAAACCCGUCGGAAGGUCUGCUUUGCGAUGUCCCUUCGGACUUUUUACCUUAUUUUCUACUUAGAGACGAGUUUAAUUUUUACGCUAGCUUGCAAUUUGCUGAGGAAUGAACACGAAAGGUCAGUAUAAAACAAGUAGCAAGAGCACUUGACAUAAUUUGGGAGAAUUUCCAAAAAAUGUUCAGCAAUAUUUAAGUGAUACUGCCGGUUGGAAUUCGAGAAAUUACCUAUCCGUUCAAACUUAUCGAUAACGAUCAUUUUAUCGAUAUAUAGAAUUGUGUUUUUGCUGUGGAAAUUUACCUUCAACUCGAAUGACUAAACAUAUCAAUUUCUGGCCUAAUUUGUCUUUACAGUCGGCACUAGACCUUUACGGCGAAAUUAUCUUUGUAUUACUCAAACAGCUAACGAUGAGAUUUUUUUUUAUUUUGAUUUUGAUUUAUUUAAUUUAAGCGAGGCCGACCAGGACAUCAUUGCCAUAGUAACUAAUGGGACCAUGCCACCAGUGAAUGGAGCUCAUAAUGCCGCCGAAAUCCUACAAAAACUUUUCAGAAACUACGACAAAAGGUUGAGACCUGACUAUGCAGGUAAGGGUCAUUUGAAACUCAUGACUUUGUGACCAUUUGAUAAGUUUCCAUGAAUUUUUGUCACAAAAAUUGCCCUCCUCAUUGAAGUCAUAAAAUUCUCCCUCCUUGCAAUCUAGAAUGUGGUUUACCACGUACUGCAAUUUUUCAACAAUUCUUGUCAGAUAAACUUUGGACGUUUCAAACUGGGGCAUAGUCCAGUGGUAUACCCAUGACAUGAAGCAGUUGCCAAUUUUUAGUUUUCGGACAAAACUGGGACAUGGUUAAUCCUGUUGUCGUUUUUCAUCUUUAUUUUUUCCUCCCAGGAAAGGCUCUUCCUAUAACAGUGUCUCUGGGAAUUUUGUCCAUAGGGAACAUUCGUACUGAGGACAUGGUGAGAAUCAAACUCCCUCCUUUCUUUAAUGCACUAUUAAAUCCACUGGGUAACCAUUGUUUUCAAAAUAAGUAUCCGAAAUUGAAACUUAAUUAAUUAAGAACUUAAGGCCGGUGCCCUGUUGCUGGCGAAAACACCAGAAAACUCAAGAUUUUUUUGAAGCCACAUUUACACAACGUUUUAUUUUCUACUGUCUCGGUUACAAUACUUUAUCAAAAAAGAAAAUAACAACAACAACCAAGAACACGUAGAUCUAAUAAGUAUCCCUUGGGUGAUAGAAACUAAAUCGGGAAAACAAAUAACUGGAAGGAAGACGAAACAAACAUUGGCAACUGAUUAAUCAGACUGUUUCUAGGCCGGGCAUAAAUAACAAGAGUUUAAGUCACGGCUAAGAUUUAAUUGAGUGAAGACGACAUUUUGCACUCACACCCCUAGUGAAAAACUCUAAUUUUCAACGAUAUUUCUAUGAGGAAUGAAGCUUACAAACCUAAAGUUUCUUUGUUUCAACAUUGAUGCUUAGCUCUGGUGUUACACUUUUCGAAAAACUGGCGGAGGCUGUUAAAUAGUGUCACUAACCAGAAUUUUUUUGAAAUCCCACGAUUACACUUUAUUAUCUCAUCUAUCCACUGGGAAAUCUGUGAACAAAAGUACUGAGUAAUGUUAUCUGACGAUAAAAAUGGAACUUUGUGACGUAUUACGCCCCAAAAUGCAUUUCGCGAAAACUUCAAAAAAAUUAGCAUGGCUUUUACAUAACUCUUUGGCAAAUACUUCCGACAAUGGCAGAUCCCUUAGUUAGUGCGUAAUGAUACAAAAAUUGCUUUCAUGCUCCUUCUGUCAUUAUUUUUCAGGAAUUUACGCUUGAUGCGUACAUGAGGCAAAUAUGGAAAGAUACCAGGUUAGUGUUUGGUAGUAGAGACAUCGCUCUUACUUUACAACAUGAAGCACUGAACGACCUUUGGCUACCAGAUACUUACUUCGAAAACGCUGUGAAAACAUCUGUGCACCAAGAAACUCGCACCGUGGUACUUUAUGGAGAUGGCUUGAUAGUUUUCAGUCAGAGGUAGGCUAUGGAUGUAACUGAAUAUAGGAAGUAAUAACUUUCUAUUAGAUCUGUGGUGCUUUCCUUUUUCUGAAUGAAAUGAAAUGACUCAAAUUCCAUUUCAUUUGGCAAGUUGUGCCCUCCAUUUAAUUUCUCCUUCGGUGUGAAUCACUCAGGUAAGAAAGCGUAAAUAAUUGUGCAAGUCGACCAUGAAGAAUACAAGAAUUGCUUUUGUUUCAUUUUGAAAUUUACCAGUUUUUCUUUCUGCUGUGGUUUGAUUUAUUAGGGUAUUUACAGGACAGGGGGGGGGAGAGGGGGGGAAAGGGACAAGCAGCAUAAUAUAAAACAAAAAUAAAUUGGUAGACAUAAACAGAAAAAUAAAUAUUUAACACAGAAUCGCCUACUAGGGUAACAAUGACGGCCACAACCCUGAUGAAUUUUCGUGCCUAUCCAAUGGACACGCAAGUUUUCAGAAUGGAUAUGCUAAGCUGUAAGUACAACGUACUUUUCUAGUGAAGCCAUUGCUACUCGAUGAUAUAGAUCUCUCUUCAAUCAUUUAUGAUGGCCCUAAAGCCUACAAAAUGGAAGCUUUUGUGCAACUCCGUAUAACUGAGCAGUUUUCCUGAUUUUAUAAUCUAUUUUUGGUUAAAAUAUAAAUGAGAUUUUUGGAAAAACUUUGUGGAUUCAAUCAAGACAUUUUUCUCUUUUAAUUAAUCAUGUAUUCUUCCUGGCACUUCACGAUCCAUCCGCUAAGGGACCGGUCGGAAGAUUUUGGUUGUCGCUGUAAACUUUACGGGAUCUACCCAUAAGGCUCUGUGAUUUUCUUGUUAGUACCCCCCCCCCCUUCAUUGGCAGUUUAUUGGCAGUCACUUUUCUAAAAUGAUCCAUUAAUGAAUUGCUUUUGUUUCAUUCGAAUAUUGGUGACGACGGAUCCACCCCUCCCUUCUUCCUGAAACCAUAAGAUCUUCUCCCCCCAAGAUCCUCCAUCCCCCCCCUCCCCUCUCAGGUGAUAAAUGAUGAGAGGUACCCUGCUGUCAGCUGAAACCGUCCUUUUUAAACCAGAAAGGUAUUUCGUCACAAAAUGCAUCCAAACUCGAUUCUCUCGGAAGACAUUUUAACAAGAAUGGUUUUUUGAGAAGAUGUAUGUUAUCUGUUUAUAGACAAUCCCAUAGUGUACGUGAGACAUUCAUUUUUAUACUGUAAAGGUAUUUUGUUUCAAGUUGCUUCCAGGCACGUUUUUUCAUAGGAUGUCGUAUUAUGAACGCGUUCUUGGGACAUAAUUGGUUCAAUUGCCAUUUUAAUGUUAUUAUCAGAUGGAAGGGAUAUCAAACAGCUGCGCUAUGCAGGAAGCGACGUCAAACUCUUUAACAAAGAGAUGUCUGAAUUCAUGAUUACGAAACAAAGUGUAGAGAUGAACACCAAAGAGCUAUUUAUGGGUAUGAACGAUUUGUGCGUUUGAGUUUGAUUACACUAUUUCUUUAAUAAUGCCUGCGUGAAAGAAUUACUUUGGUUUCUUAUCAUAUAAUCUGAAUUGAUCCUCGAUAUUUGGAUUUCUAGAAGCAUGGUGCUCAGCGCAAUAAUUCUGAAUGCAGUCAUGAAAUUACAUGAAAACGUACCUUAGUAAGCUUACGUUCCAAGGGCGUCUCAAGGUUGUCUAUACUAUUUGUUAUUACAUAAUAAUGUAACGAGAAUGCUGGGUGAUUCAAUUCGUUUAUGGCGAGCCCUAAUACAAAUUCAGAUUAAAAACAAAAACAACAAAAACAGGAAGAUUGAUGGUUUUCAGUUACAAAGUGGCCUUUAAAUCUCCCAGCAUUACAACAUGGCCCUACUAUCAAGUUUGACAAUUCCACAAUUAUCGAAGACGUAGAAAACCCUCCUUUCUCAAAAGCGAUGAUCGAUUGUCUUAUAGGUUGUUUUGAUGUGCUAACAAUAAAGUUCACCGCAGCAAGACGGAUUGGGUAUUACAUCAUACGUAUCUAUCUCCCUUGCGUUCUCUGUACGGUUGUCUCGUGGAUGGCAUUUUGGAUGGACCCUGCCUACAUCGGAGACCGAAGUGCAAUUGGUAUCACCUCCCUUCUCACCCAGAUAUUCCUGGUCGGAAGCAUUAAUGAGGCUAUGCCGCGCGUCAGCUAUGUGAAUGCCGCUGACCUAUUCUUGAUUGUUUCGUUUUCGUUUACGUUCUUAGCGCUCGUUGAAACUGCUGCCGUCUACAGGAAAGCUGUAUCCAUAGGACGGAUAGAGAAUGGAAUUUCCUCUGAGGAAGAAAAGGCAAGAUCAAACUUUUCUCACUCCAGUGGAGCAAUAAACUUUUACUCAUCAUCAUCCUAAUAUAAAUAACGAUUUAUUCGCAUCCCCGCAUCCCCACCGAAAGCUCCAGUGAUUUUGCUGAUUCCAACUUUGUUUUGUUUGACAUCUUGAGCAAUCUUCGGCCAACUAAAGUCAUAUCGUCGUGAUGAUUUUAAGUCUUUCGUACUACGAGGUCAAGUUAGCUGUACUUAAGUCAGAUUCCUCUUCUUUUCCCUUUAGUUUUUCGCCCUAAGGAAAGAAAACGCGUUAACCAAAACGUCAGGGCCGAUUGUUUAAACAAAGUGUAGCCGUUUUUUUUGUUUUUGUUAUUUGUUUUCUUUUUACAAAAACGCGUUUUAAACAAUCCUCAAUUUAGCUGAACCUUUUGUGUGAAUAUUUAUUUUUGCGAAAAGUGUUAAGAGGGUCGUAAGAUAAAAGUGGAAAGACAUUUAAUUUAAUCAACACUCUUAUGGAGAAAACCAGAGGCCCAUUGACUGCGUAAAACCGUGGUUUGGGUUAGACCAUGGGUGAAAAACCUAGACUCUGGGUCGAGAGGUCCACCCAGGAGAAAAAAUGGGUACCAACGAACUGCCAGAAAAACUUCAUCCUUCUUCACCGUACGAACUUUUCAUUAUAAAAAUACUUUUAGUGAAAGCAAAGCGUUAUAGAUAAGCCCCUCUUAUCUACUCGACAUUUCAAUUCAUCUUACCCGCACAGUUCUUAGCAAGCCAUGACCGAAGGCUAGAAUCGAACUCCAUUAUCGCCUUUUUUUAUUACCGGCUUUUUAUCUUACCUAUUAAUUUUCACUAUUACCAUUUUCUAAACAUUAAUCCUUGCAGAAAAAUGACAUGACAACUGCUCAAAGCCUCGAGAGUAGUCAAGACGAAAGUGCAUCGUCAGAAGGCCCGACGGCAUUUCAAAAUCACGAGGAUGUUACAGCACAUGACAAUCGUCUGUGGGUGAAAUUACGCACAAAGGUCUUUGGAAAUAUGAAAAGUUUGGAAAAUCAUUUAGACAGAAUAGCUAGAGGAUUCUUUCCUCUUGGGUAUACUAUUUUCAUCACGGUAUACUUCGUAAUGUUUCUCGUUGUUCUUUGA